GCCCAACCCACGAACUAAAACCCUCGCAAAACCCACAAGUGCAGAAAAUCCCAAAAAUCGCGACCCGCCUCCGGAGAGCAACGAACUUGGAGCUGCAUCAGCAAUGGCCGCGAAGGAAGAGCAAUCGAAGAAGAGAAAAAACGUCUCCCACCCGAAAGGGGACGCUACUAAAUCGAAUCCUAAGAAACUGAAAUCAGCUUCCGGCAACCCGAAGGAUGGUCCGAAGAAGCCUUUCAUAUCGUCCAAGCAAGGGGCGAAACUGAAACAAAAAGAAGCUACGCCUCGAGCUCAGACAGACAAUGCGGAAUCGAAGCGCGAGAGCCGUUUACGCGCUAAGGAACUAACUGAAGCUAGGAAGAAGAAGAGGAAGAGGCAUUAUACAUUAGAACAAGAGCUUACAAAAUUAUGGGAGAAGAUGAGACAGAGAAAUAUUUCGAAAGAAGAUAGAUCCAGAUUGGUGACUGAAGCUCUGAACAAGAUGCAAGGGAAAAUCCCUGAAGUUGCUAGCUCACAUGUUUCUUCUCGUGUUCUCCAGACUUGUGUGAAGCAUUGCACUGUAGAGGAAAGGAAUGCUGUGUUUCAAGAGCUCCGCCCUCACUUUAUUACACUUGCCUGCAACACAUAUUCAGUCCAUCUGGUGACAAAGAUGUUAGACAAUGCAUCCAAAGAACAACUGGCAAAAUUUAUCUCGUCUCUUCAUGGGCAUGUUGCCUCUCUUCUUCGUCAGAUGGUUGGUUCGCUGGUUAUUGAGCAUGCAUAUCAAUUGGGAAAUUCAGCUCAGAAGCAAGCUCUUCUAAUAGAACUCUAUUCGUCUGAAAUUCAGAUGUUCAAGGAUUUACUCUCAGUUAAGGAAACCAGGGUUGUAGAUGUCAUUUCCAGGCUACAGCUACAAAAAUCUUCAGUCGUACGUCAUAUGGCAGCUGUGCUUCAGCCUAUUCUGGAGAAGGGAAUCCUUGACCACUCUAUCAUACACAAGGCACUGAUGGAGUUUUUAAGCAUCACUGAUCAGUCUUCUGCUGCAGAUGUUAUUCAGCAGUUAUCAAGUGCAGACCUUGUCCGGAUGAUGCACACAAAGGAUGGAUCCAGGAUUGCAAUGCUUUGUAUCAAGCAUGGGAGUGCAAAGGAUAGGAAGAAAAUCAUCAAAGGAAUGAAAGGCAAAAUUGAGAAGAUUGCUCGUGAUAAAUUUGGUUGUAUGGUGCUUGUGUGCAUACUUUCAACUGUUGAUGACACGAAACUUCUAUCAAAGAUCAUUAUUCGUGAGCUUCAGGACAUUCUGAAGGAAAUUGUUUUGGAUCAGAAUGCAAGGCGACCACUGUUGCAGCUACUUCAUCCCCUCUGUUCUCGCUAUUUUAGUCCAGAUGAUUUGGACUCGAUGAAUUUAUCAAUUCCUUCACUCCUCAGGGGACCGACAGAUGUGGAUGAAGCAGAGCCUUCAGGUGUAGAUGAAGAAGAUGAAAUUGAUGCAGGUGUGGCUAACUCUAAUAAAACUAAAUUUCCACCAAAAGUUCAACAUUUAAAUGAGGGUGGGAAAAAAGAUCCUUUAAGGAGGAGGCAAGAGUUGUUGGUUGAUAGUGGACUUGCUGAGAAACUCAUCAAUGUGUGCUUGGAGAUUACAGGAGAAUUACUUAGAUCCAAUUUUGGUAAAGAUGUUAUAUUUGAGGUUGCAUCUGGAGGUGCCGAUGGAAUUCUCCAUCCCAUUCUGGAUGAAAAGUUGGGUGCCUUGCAUGGAGCUAUAGCAUCCCUCGCUUCACAGCCAAAAUUAGAAGAGUCAGAAGAGGAGCAUCUCCUUGAACACUACCAUUCUAGUAGGACUAUAAGAAAACUGGUCCUAGAGUGCCCUGCCUUCGCUUGUAAGUUAUACGAGAACGCUUUAAAAGGAAAAUGUGCAACGUGGGUGCAAGGUCACAGUUUGAAGGUGAUAAGUGCAUUCUGGGAAACCUCGGAUCCUGCUGUACGGGAGUUGAUCAAGGAAGAGUUGCAGCCAUUGGUAGAUAAUGGUGUUCUCAAGGUAGCUCAAGAAAAGGAAAGUACUAAAGCGCAGGAGGGGCUCUCAGAUAGAUGUCUGUUUUGAUGUUGUAUUGAGUAACGGAGAUAUUAUAUAUAUUUUUUAUAUUUAUAAAUUAAAAAGAUAUUGUACAGAUGUCUUUUCAGAUAUCUAUUUUUGGCCAUUGUAUUUGUGUUAGAUACUUUUGAAUUGCUUUCACCAUGUAUUGGAGUUCAUUU
Ipomoea nil (Japanese morning glory) is the source of this 2223-nucleotide messenger RNA. RefSeq names its product pumilio homolog 24. NCBI's taxonomy places the organism in Eukaryota, Viridiplantae, Streptophyta, Magnoliopsida, Solanales, Convolvulaceae. Gene Ontology annotation, biological process: regulation of translation. Bases 104 to 2071 code for a protein of 655 amino acids. The record is from RefSeq and is a predicted model, not a curated record. The transcript is spliced from 17 exons. Gene Ontology annotation, molecular function: mRNA binding. Gene Ontology annotation, cellular component: nucleolus.